AUGUCAAACAGCUCGAUCUAUAUCGACAGGGUACUGAUUACGCCGGCACAAGACCGCACGUUCGGGCCGGACCAAUGGCAAGUGACGGCGGCUGCAGCUGGGCUGUCCAAGUUGGCUUACGAGCUCGAUCCUCGAACUGUGUUCGAGUCUAAUGCGGUGGAGAGUCUUCGUCGCUUACGCGAGUGCGGCUUGAUUGAUGAGGUUUGGCUACUAGAACGUCACAAUGAUGCGAGCGGAUCUCGAGCGCCCCAGAGAGCCGUUCUAGCCUGCGCUGCUCGCCCUCGUCCGAUGGCAUAUCUCGCUUUCUGUGGAACGAGCGGCCCUAGCGAUUGGCAUAGUCGUGGUACAGCCCGACCGCGCCCGGAGGAGGCACUAGGACUGCUUCUUCAUCGCGGCUAUGCCGAUAGAGCCAGCGAAUGGGUCGACCUUGCUGCUUAUCUGGUGCUGGUGCUCAGAAAACGGUUGGUUCUGUGUGGUCAUAGUCUUGGGUGAGCAUAAGCGAGUGUGUAGACGCAUUUUCGUUGCUUACAUGCUGAUCUUUGGAGCCAUACUGCCUGUCGACAAUUUCGACCUCGCAGCGGCUCAGUCGCCACUGCUCUUGGUCUGAAGCUACUUGGCGAGACCGGAUUCGCUCAAUUUCGCGACGUGUGGUCUACAGGAGCACCCGAACAGGCCUUGCAGCGUGUGCAGGAUACUGUAAUGCACUUCUCGAAGCCAUGGCCAAGCAAGCAGCCGCGAGUAUCCGUCAUCACCUUUGGAGCACCCACCGUGGUCCUGCAAGAGAAAAAUACGCACGCGUCACCUGACGAUGCGACACUCUUCCGCACGCACCAUCAUUUUAUGGUCUCGAUGGAUCCCGUCCCAUUUGCAUACACGCAUCUGCGUUCUUUACUUCGAACCACAAGCCUGAAUCUCGCCUCGAACGAGACUCUCAUGCGAGGGCUGGUGGAGCUCUUGGUGCUUCCUCUUCACACGAUCCAUCCGACUGUCAGCUUCGCGACGCGAGAUGCAUUGAUGCUGCUCUUGAAGUGGACGAUUGAAUCCCUCGACAGUCACACGCCUAGCCUACACUCCGGUAAUUUGCUCAUCAGCGAUGGAGACUCGUUUACGAAAGUCACGAAUGACGACUUCCGCUUGCGCGCCGACCUUUCUGCGACAGGGCUCAUACAGAACGCAGAUGGCCCUCUCUCCGAUGGGACCUUUCAACAGCACGCGAUGGACCACUACGUUCGCAAAGUGAUGGUAGCUGCUCGUCAUCAUUUUCCCGCCCGAAUUCCUGCCAGGUCUUCACUUGACAGUGCGCUGCAGUUCAAGCAAACGCUGAUAUCUUCUGAUAUGCACUGCACCAUGACGGGUGAGCAACAGGCGGAUAACUUCACUUUUCGAAUCACCGCGACGCCAACUUCGGUCGGCGCACUCGCUCUGGUUCGAGUAGAGAACGAGGGCGAAUCCCCUCCCCUGCGGUACGAUUUGAAGCGCAUUGAAGGAACCUCCACUUCUGUAUGUUGCUCUCGAGCACUCGGUUCAAGCUGUGGAGGAAUGCUGACCGUCGUCCAUCCAUCUCAGGUGACCUACACCUUUACACAUCGCGUGGCGCUCGAGAGCAGCGGCGAAGAAUGGCCGAGGCUGUAUGGGCAACUGAGCACACAGAUGUGUGCCAUCGACCUCUUCGGCGAAAGACACGUCAUUCCACCUUUUGGAAUCCGUACGCCACCUCUACGUGAAGUAAUGAGUCCCAGCCCGGAGGACGUCUUUCGGACAGUUCUCAUUCACUGCCAGCUCCAUUGGCUGCAGCAAAGCUUCGAGGACAGGCCGAUUGGCCUGCAUUACCGUGAACAAGCCCAGUACAUCGACCAGAUCCUGGGCCGCGCCUCUCCUCACUUGUUCAUCACUAACUUGCCACGGCUUUGGCCCUUGAUCGUCCAGGCAUGGAAGCUCACUCCGGCCACAGCUCAGAGCUACACACCGGCAAAUCCGAUAUCAGCAUUUGUGCCCAAGAUGCACGAUCAGCAAAUGCAGAACCUGUUCAACGGUCUUAUUUCGCGCAUGCUCGAUUCAAACGUCGAGCGUCAAAUGACAGCGCUCAUCCGGGUGCGCCGUCAAGAUUCCACAGAGGAGCCACUUAGCUCGUACAGACGCUCACAAAAAGAUCAUGAGGCUAAGAAAAUUUGGAAAAGCUGGCGUUCUUACCCCGAUGGCGCCCUGCGCCACGUCGCCAUGCCUUCUCUGGUCGCUAGCCUUGACGAGUAUGGCUUGAAAGUGGCGAGGUACGGCGACCUGAUGAGGAGGUGCAACGACCUGCGAGAGGAUGAGAUCGCUCUUGAGGACAGACUAGAAGAUGGCGCAGGAGAAUCAAAUGGCUCCCUAGUGGCGAAAAUCAACUCUGCCAGGGCGGAGCUCGAUGCAACCGAAGCCGAACUCGCUCAAGCAGGCAUAGAUCUCACAACCGCCACUGCGACACUUCAGCAAACGUUUGUAUUCCUACACAGUGUUUUCAACACACAGUUGCUGGCUCCGUCGCCUUGGCUGUUCAAGCGUUCCUUUACCGCCAGGGCUCAUCAGAGAUUAUUGGACGCUCUUCUCCAUGCCCGUCUCUCGCAAUGGCCCGGUUCCAAGUUCCUGAGCGGAAACAGCACUCAUGACGACUACAAGCCCAUCUUCUACGAGCGUAGCCUUAGACUGUUGGUGCAAGCGUGCAACUUACAGCCGUCUGAUUCAAUUUUUGCGCUAGAAACGAGGCUUUCCCGUACAGAAAUGAACUUCCACGCCCUAGACUUCGCCAGAGACUUCGCUCAACGCGCCUACUAUCGCCCCAGCCAGUUCUGUCUCAACCACUGGAUUCCUUUUGUCAGGCUUUCAGGAGAUCUGCGCAGGAAGAUUCUGCCUCAGCAUACCAUUAUAGGAGCUGUAGGACCAUCUCGGCAAGGCAAAAGCACGCUGUUGACGCAGCUAUGGAGCUUCCCCGAGAGCGUCUUCGGCCCUGGUGCCGAAGACCGAUACCGCACCUGCGUCUCUCGCACAGCAACGCCCCCUAGAACCACAGAGGUGACAGUGGUCGACUUGCCUGGACUAGAUGAGCAGCUCGAAGCUGUGCGGCGAGAGACAGCUCAGACUUUCGGCAUUCUGGAUGUCUUCGUGGUAGUGCUAAGCUUCAGUAAUGUACACACAAUGGGAAGCGUUGAGCAAGCCUUGCGUUGGGUCGCCCAGCGCAUUGUCGAGCGGCGGCUUCCACCGUUCCGCAUUCUGCUCAACAAAUUUGACGACACGGUGGAGUUUCGCGAAGAUCCCCACUCAGCCAGAUACAAGGACAAGCUCGACAAAUAUGUUCGCACGAAAAUAGCAGACAUCCGAGAUCGCAAAGAACUGAUAGUUAGCCGUUUGGCGGAGUACCUUCGGGACUUGGGUGUCAACGACCAAGAAGUCCGAUCAGUCGUCAUGCUUUCUGCCCAAGGUCAAGAAGAAGGCCGCAGGAACAUGAUCGUUCAACGCCGAGAGAAGUUAGCUGACCUAGUCAAGGCAACAACGUUGAUUCCUAUAGCAGAAAACUGGGAUCCAAACGUUUUCACGCGGCCGACAUUCGAUGUCUUGUCAAGACUUUCCCCUGCAUCGGCCUCAGACCCGCAUGUUUGGACGCUAGGCCAUGUCAAAGAAUGGUUGCGAAGCGUGUGCUCCGACGCUUUUGGUCCUUGA
This is a messenger RNA of Ceraceosorus bombacis, 3690 nucleotides long. The record is from the annotation of a GenBank genome assembly. NCBI's taxonomy places the organism in Eukaryota, Fungi, Basidiomycota, Exobasidiomycetes, Ceraceosorales, Ceraceosoraceae.